UCCUGUCUGGCUUGGGACCGAGAGCCUUCGCUCACCCUGAGGGGCGCAGGGAGAAAAGUCCGGGUAGUGCGGCCUGAGUGGAGAUAUGGCGGCGGAAAACUCAGAUUGGGUGGAAAUUAUUGAACCCCGUUCUAGAGAACGAAUGUAUGUUAAUUUGACAACUGGAGAGUGUGGUUGGGAUCCACCACCCAAUCUCAGAGUUCGGCAAUCUGAUGAAAACCAGUGGUGGGAACUCUUUGAUCAAAACAACAAUCGCUUCUAUUAUUACAAUGCCAUCACUCAGCAGACUGUGUGGCACAGGCCCCAGGGCUGUGACAUUGUGCCACUAGCUCGGCUCCAAGCCAUGAAACGUAAUUCCCAGUCUGAGUUCGGGACAUCACAGCACAGGAACAGUACAAGUAGUGAGGGACGAAAUACUCCUAUCCAGAUAACUCUUCUACAGGAUGUGGAGAAGAGUAAAGACAACAUCAGUCUUGAGAAGAGGCCAGAAACUGAAAGAGAUACCCUUACAAGUUGGCAGCCUUUGCCAGGGACUAAAGCAGCCAUGCUGGUCAAAGUUAAUAGCCUAAGACAAGUAAAUUCUUCCUCAAGCAAUUCCUUUCAGAUGCAAAACAAUUCAGAAAUCAACAGCCAGGAAUCAAUGAAUCCCAAAGCAGUUGUAUAUGCUCAGUCUCAGUCUAUGGUCCCAAACUCAUUAACUCCGAAAUCUACCACUCCAGUAGAGAUGAAGCGUUCCAUGAAAAUUAAAAAGACAGAGAACGGAGGAUUUUGUCUGGUAUUAACUAAUGGGCAUACUCCUCAGCCUCCCUCAGGAAAUCAGUUACAAAAAUUGCCUGCAUGUCCCAAAUAUGCUUCUCCGCCUCCUGUAUAUGAUGAACCAUCAAUUGACUCUCCAAUUUAUGAUGAACCUCCUACAGAUAUGGACAUUAGAGUCACAAAUAUGAAUGGGACAACUCCACAAUUGUCUCCAAGCAAUAGCUUAAAUAAGAAGAUGCAGCCAAUUAAAUUAUUACAGCCUCCAAGUAUACAGCAACACCAGGGUGGAAAAAAGCAUUUGAGAAACCCUUCUACAACAGAAUAUAGCCCUGUGGGAAAAGAAUAUAUUAAACACAUGGUCAACAUUGACCAGUCAUCCCAAAAAACUCAUUCUACCACCAUGAUAAUUGAUGGCAUCGAUAAAUCCCAGUUGGGUCAGCUUAGCUCUAGGGAGAGCUUCAAGCAGUCUUGGAAAGUCGUAGAAGCUAAUGUUCUUAAAAAUAUGGAAGUCCAUAAUAGCCGGCAGAGCAGUCUUCAGGCUCAAGAAUAUCCCACAGUGAUAAGUCAGCAAGACUCUGGCUAUUCAACAGGUCCUUCUCCAAGUUUAAGAAAGAGAAAAGGAAGACGACAUGCUCCAGGCCUGGGAAGACCUGGUUCUGUAGGCAGCAAUAGCGAACUUACUGUGCUGAAUGACAAGCUUAUUGCAGAAAUGCGUGCAGUGGUGAAUAGAUCUGCUGCCUACAGGGGGAGCAAAGGUAGUUUAGAUGCAGAAAUGCUAGACAACACGAGUAUGCCAGAGGGUAAUAAAAUUAAGUUUCAAUCAGACUAUUUUAAAAAGUGUAACAGCAGGAACUCAAGAGAUGAUCUUACAUCUAGUAACAGGUCAUUAUAUAGGCCUACAAUGGAGGGUAAAGGCAGCCUCUCAAAUGAUCCAGCAAUACAGCAAGAUGUGGUGAGACAGAAGAGAACUUACGAAAAAAUAGAUUCUUUAGAAAAGAAUGUGUCCAGCCUGAUAAACCCAUCAUCAUCAGACACAGCACAAUUAUCAACACAGUGCGGAACAAUAGGGUCUCAUUCUCAAGAAGAGAACAACGUUCAAUCUGGAACCAACGUCGGAUAUCAGUUUCCCUUCCACACCAUACGAAAGCCCAUCUCCCAAAGCAGCAUGACUGACUGGGCUUCCAAAAAUCUUAAUAUGCAUACUCAGGGUAUCUUUCGGCGGAGGCUCUCCAUUGCCAACAUGUUGUCUUGGAAUGGUGGCUCCAUCAAAAAGCCAAUGCUUAUCACCAGUAACGACACCAUCAAAAAGGAAGCUUGUGAAAUAUUUAAACUGACACAAAUCUAUAUGGGUGACCGGCAAGCCAGAAUGGACCGCAAUAAUGUGGCUUUGAUAACCAUCACCAAAUGCUGGAGUAUUCAAGGUUUACGGGAUGAACUAUACAUUCAGCUAAUCAGACAAACAACAGACAAUAUGUGCUACCAAAGUCUGGCACGGGGCUGGGAACUUAUGGCAAUUAGUCUUGCCUUUUUCUCCCCAUCACCCAAAUUUCAAUCUUACUUGGAAGGUUACAUCUAUCGUCACCUCAGCCAAAUUGCAGAUGAAAAUAUUACCCAACGCAUUAAGGAACUUCUGGAUCUGAAAAACAAAAAGAGCUCAAAAUCCAGGAAAAAGAGAAAACAAAGCACAGAGGAUGAAGGUCUACCAAUCAGUACUUAUGCCAGGUAUUGUUACCGAAAGCUGCAAAAAGUAGCAAUCACUGGAGGCAAAAAAGGUCUUCGGAAGCCUACAGUUGAGGAGAUAAUUCAUGCCAAAAAUGCUAUUGUGACACCUUCAUUGUUUGGCAGCUCAUUGGAAGAAAUCAUGUCAAGGCAGCAGGAUAUGUAUCCAGAUAACAAGCUGCCCUGGGUACAAACACAGUUGUCUCAGCAAGUACUGCGACUCGGGGGAGAACAGACUGAGGGAAUAUUUAGAAUUCCUGGUGAUAUUGAUGAAGUCAAUGCUCUAAAGCUACAGGUGGAUCAGUGGAAGAUUCCUAACAACCUUAGUGACCCCAAUAUACCAGCUUCUUUGCUAAAGCUGUGGUACCGGGAACUGGAAGAGCCUGUCAUCCCGCAACAAUUCUACAAGGAAUGUGUCAGCAACUAUGAGAAUCCUGAUGCUGCAGUGGCUGUAGUUGAACUUCUGCCAGAGCUCAAUAAAUUGGUCUUAUGUUACCUCAUCCACUUUUUACAGAUUUUUGCCCAGCCAAUCAAUGUAGGCAAAACCAAGAUGGAUGUAAACAACUUGGCUAUGGUGAUGGCUCCAAAUUGUCUACGAUGCCAGUCUGAUGACCCCAGAAUCAUCUUUGAAAAUACCCGCAAAGAGAUGUCUUUCCUGCGCAUGCUGAUUGUGCACUUGGACACCAGUUUUAUCAAAGGAGUUAUGUGAAGGAUUGGUUUCUGGCAAGACAGUGCAAAAAGAGCAAUUAGUUGGCUCCAGCAUUUCCUUUUUGGAGCCUCACAUUGUUUCCUCUAGAGUUUCCAUGAUUCUACAGUGCUUUGUGAUGCUUUUAUUUACUUAUGCUGAUAGUAAGUUUGAUGAAUCUUCAACAAUCCCCAAAUGAUUCAAAUCAGAGACCAUACUAGAAAGAGUUUUGAGAAACCAGAGAGCAAAAUGUUAGAUCAUGCUCUGGGCCAGUCCUAAGACCUGCAGUAGUUGUUUCCAGCAGCUCUGUGUAUGCAAAGCCCAAAUGUUAUAUUGCUUGCACUUCACUGAGGAAUCUUAGUGAAAUUAAAAGUGGAAUUGUCUGUUGGAAGCAAACUGUUUGCAGAUACUGGGAUUUACUUCUGUCACCUGAAGAUUCAAUACUUCACUAGACAUGUCUCAUGUCUCAGGUAAGAUUGUUACUUCAGGCUGAUUUUGUUUGGUUCUGCCAUUCAGAUCGCUGACUGCUUUCUUCUCAACAGCUUCUCUAGUAUGUUUUCUGCUUUUCAAGGACAAUUCUCUUACCAAAAAGAAGUUUUGAAGAAGUAGAUAAGUUGUAGCUUGUGAGACAGGAUGACUAUUGCUAUGCCUCAGGAUAUCUACUACUAAAAUUCCAAGCGUCAAUAUUGUGCAGAAAUGAAAUCUUGAGUUGAAUUUUGGUACAUAACAAAAUAGCAAGAAAGUGAAACUGUAUAUUUCCCUUGUUUUGCCUACAGUGAUUUGGGAAGAGACUGUUUAAAUCGUUAAGUCACUUUUAGCUUAAGUUUACUCCUAUAUUGUUUGGAUUAGAUGAUUCAAACUCAAGAAAUCUUUCAAAAUCACUGCAAUCAAAGUAACUUGUGGUUGGGAUUUCUCCAGAAUGGAGAUUUAUCCAGUAGGAUAAGCUGCAGUGAUUAUGGCCUCUUCAGCAUAAACUAAAAUCAGGUACUGAGGUGCUAUAAAGCCUUUUAGAGGAAACAUGAAUAACUACUUAAAGGUUCCUGUCAAUGUCAAGAUUUUGUGUUCUAUUUCCCAUUCAGCCUAAUCUAAACAGACAACUAGAAGCAUCAAUUAUCUUUUAAAACAUUGGAUUAAAGGAAGCUGUAAGGUGGAGAGAUUUAAGUGAAUAAAAAGUGCAGGAUUGGAAAAAAUUAGCUGUUCUUCCCUUUAUCACUUUCUAAAUAUCCUCAGUGUGCUGUUAGAUGCAGAAUGAAAGAGGGAAAGCCAAAUUAUAUCUGUUUUGUUUUCUCUCUGACCAGUAGCAAUUUCAAAAAUAUAAUUUGAGUUGAGACUACAGUACAUAGAGGAAAAUAUAUGUUUCCCAGUUCUCCAGUCAAAAUCAAAUCCCUACUAUCUCCCACAACUGCAUAUUAAAUAAAAAAAAUUGAGAGCUCCAAAUACAAAUUUCUCACAUCAUGCAUUAUAACUAUUAAAUGGUAUAACGCUGUCUUACUCUGGAUUUCAUUCUAUUCUUGCCUAAACAUCUCAGAAAGGCUGCUGUUCUCUUUGUUCUUUCAGUCCCUGGAACACAUGCUGAAUAGGAGGAGGACUGGUGCUUCAGUUCUGCUUCUUUGUUUUGUUCUUAUACUGCAAACACAUCCCAGAAUCCAAAGCCUUCAGUGUUCCUUUAUGUCAUUUUGGAAGUGAGUGUAAUUCUUUCAUCGAUCUUCUGGACAGAAUAACAGACUUGAAUUUUUUGGAAAGAAAGUGGGAAUGGUCAAGGAAAUAAUGUUAUGGAAAAACAAAAAUCAACUUUGUUAAUUUUUACAAGUUGGUGCUAAGAGCAAUUCCUGUGCCAGUAAGAAUGGGAUUUGUCCUAGACGUAUUAGUAUUUCCAAGUCACUGGUUAGUAUGAUCUAACUGGGUAAAGAAAUAUAUA
Molecule: messenger RNA, 5078 nt
Organism: Protobothrops mucrosquamatus (brown spotted pit viper)
Lineage: Eukaryota; Metazoa; Chordata; Lepidosauria; Squamata; Viperidae
Product: rho GTPase-activating protein 39
Exons: 10
Coding region: 86-3184 (1032 amino acids)
Biological process (GO): signal transduction
Cellular component (GO): cytoplasm; cytoskeleton
Molecular function (GO): protein binding; GTPase activator activity
Source: RefSeq, a predicted model, not a curated record